UCACACACUUUUCUGGCUACUAGGUUCUUUUUUUCUUUUCAGCCAGUUCUUUAUUUCUUUACAGCCAGUUCGCUAUUUCUUUACGACCAGUUCGGCUGAAAAUUUUAAAAUAAUCCAUGGUGCGAUUUAGACCACCAGGAUCUGUUUUGGAACAAAGUGCAGCAUGGAUAAACCUCUAAGUCAAGCCGACGUCGCCGCGAUGGAGACCCAGCUCAGAGACUCCGUGGAGAAAGACCGCGGUUACUGGAGAGUGAAUGACGUUAAGUGCGACGCCAUACACACCGCCAAGACUUACGAGGAGUUCGCUGACCGCGUAGCUGCAGCCCAUUUGCGACCUCUAGAGAAGAAGGAUUACAAAGCUAAGAAGAACGGCUGGAACCAGUACGCAGUUGAAGAAAAGGAAUGUGAUUGAUCAGCUAAAAUAAUUUGUCAUAAUAAAAUGCAUUAUACUGUCACAAACGCUUACGCAUACGAUCUUUCAGUGAUACGGUGUAAAACUCUUUAGUUAAAAUAUAAAUUAAUUGGUUUUUUAAA
Molecule: messenger RNA, 534 nt
Organism: Plodia interpunctella (Indianmeal moth)
Lineage: Eukaryota; Metazoa; Arthropoda; Insecta; Lepidoptera; Pyralidae
Exons: 3
Coding region: 164-412 (82 amino acids)
Biological process (GO): epithelial cilium movement involved in extracellular fluid movement; inner dynein arm assembly; determination of left/right symmetry
Cellular component (GO): outer dynein arm
Source: RefSeq, a predicted model, not a curated record